AUGGAAGGGUGCGACUAUGAAGUUUUCUUGAGUUUCAGAGGACCGGACACACGCACGGGCUUCACUGAUCAUCUCUAUACCCGUCUCACAGAUGCAGGAGUCGGUACAUACAGAGACGAUGAAGAUCUCCGCAUCGGUGAAGAGAUCGGCCCAGAUUUGCUUGGAGCGAUUGAGCAAUCGAAGAUCUCCAUACCCAUCUUCUCUAAAAAUUAUGCUUCAAGUAAAUGGUGUCUGAAGGAGUUGACCAAGAUGGUGGAGUGUCGGAAAAGGAAUGGACAGGUAAUCAUGCCCAUUUUCUACUAUGUCAAACCAUCCGAGGUUCGAUACCAAACCGGAGAUUAUGGUGAGGCGUUGCUUGAGCACGAAAACAAGAAGCGAGAGGGUGAUGAGACCAUCCACAAAUGGAGAGCUGCUCUCAAUGAGGUUGGGGGGUUAAAGGGAUGGAACGUAGAAAACGUGGCUAACAGGCACGAAGGACAACUAGUUAAACAAGUCGUUACUAGCAUUUUAAAUGAGCUGAAGAAGGCCUAUUUGGUGGUUAGUGACUUCUUGGUUGGCGUUGAGGACACUGUGAAAGAAGUUCUGGGGAUGAUAGGCACUGAUACUGAUGAUGCAAAGAUCGUGGGAAUCCACGGAAUGGGGGGCAUCGGAAAAACUACUCUUGCCAAAGUAGUCUACAACAAGCUUUCUCGAGACGUUGCUGAUUGUUGUUUCCUUGCUGAUGUUAGAGAAACUUCACAUUCAAAAGGAAUUGUGUGGUUGCAAACUCAACUAAUCUCAAACCUCUCACAACAAGCAUAUACAAGAAUCAUCAACAUGGAUGAGGGAAUAAAGACAAUAGAAGAUAGAUUUUCAAGGAAGAAAGUUCUUAUUCUUCUUGAUGAUGUUGAUGAAAAGAGUCAAUUAACUGCACUUUUGGGGAGGCGAGGUUGCUUUGGUCCAGGAAGUAGGAUACUUGUAACAACAAGAAAUGCAAAUAUUCUGCGUGCAUUUGGAGUAAAGUUGACUUAUUCAGUUGGUGUUUUGGAUCCCAAAAGAUCCCUACAGCUAUUCAGCAAGCAUGUUUUCAGAAAAGAUCACCCCCCAAUUGAGAAAAUGGAACAAUCUAGAGAAAUUGUGAAGAUAGCCCAAGGUCUUCCAUUGAUCCUGGAGGUUAUGGGUUCAACUUUAUUAACAUGUGGACAAACAAAAGAAAUGUGGGAUGAUUACUUGGUAAAGUGGAAAAAAGGUCACAUUGAGAGUUUUAGAAGUAAGUUGAUGAUUAGUUAUGAAGCAUUAGAUCCUAGUCAGAGACAAAUAUUUCUUGAUAUAGCUUGUCUUUUUGAUGGAUAUGAUAAAAGUUUAGCAAUAUACAUGUGGAGAGACAGUGGUUUAUGCCCAACAGAAGGUCUUGAAGUUCUUCAGUUGAUGUCAUUGAUUAAAAUCGGAGAAGAUAAUAAGCUGUGGAUGCACGAUCAGCUCAAAGAUCUCGGUAGAGAAGUAGUUUCUCAAGAAAGUGGUGGCAAAUUACAUAAGCAAAGUAGGGUGUGGAAUGAUGACGACAUAUUGAAGAUGCUACUGAGAGAGAAGGUAAAUCCUAGAUCCAAUUUUCUUUGUAUAUGA
This is a messenger RNA of Rhodamnia argentea, 1602 nucleotides long. Its product is annotated as disease resistance protein L6-like. Gene Ontology annotation, biological process: defense response; signal transduction. Gene Ontology annotation, molecular function: ADP binding. NCBI's taxonomy places the organism in Eukaryota, Viridiplantae, Streptophyta, Magnoliopsida, Myrtales, Myrtaceae. The record is from RefSeq and is a predicted model, not a curated record. The transcript is spliced from 2 exons. The coding region runs from base 1 to 1602 and encodes 533 amino acids.